Messenger RNA from Protopolystoma xenopodis, 513 nucleotides. The record is from the annotation of a GenBank genome assembly. NCBI's taxonomy places the organism in Eukaryota, Metazoa, Platyhelminthes, Monogenea, Polystomatidea, Polystomatidae.
AUGGAUCCCAGGCUAAACACAAAGUAUGGAGGUGAGAAUCGGGGAAGGGAAAAAAUUCGGGCCCGCCAUCAUGUGCUAAGAAUAUCCGUCGAUGUGGAUGAUGCUAGGCAAAAGCUUUCAAGGCCUGGGGUCACCCAGAGCUUCGAAGAUCUGAGAGCAAUUGAUAACAGUGAUGCAUUUGGCGAAGGAAAAAACUGGCCAUAUAAGAUCCACAAAGGGGCUGAACUUGGACCCCCUGUCGACGGCGAUUCCGAGACAGUCGGCAACCUUUAUAAAUUACUAGUCCCUUCACAAGUGAACAGAACGUUUAACAAUAUUAAAUCACCAUCGAAAUCAGCCAAGAUGAAUUUGGGAGUCAGCGGAUUCUGCUGUUAUCUUUGGGCUCCUUUUAUAAUGCUUUUGCAGGUUAUGACUCUCGGACUCCCGGAUCGUUUAUGGAGGCUAGGAUAUCAAUGGCUGAACAUUCCGGUACUGUUAACUUUUCCAGUUGCUACUUUAGAUCCUCCUUAUUAG